Messenger RNA from Paramuricea clavata, 922 nucleotides. The record is from the annotation of a GenBank genome assembly. NCBI's taxonomy places the organism in Eukaryota, Metazoa, Cnidaria, Anthozoa, Malacalcyonacea, Plexauridae.
AUGGAGGAAUCACUUAUCGUAGUCAACCCAACCAAUGAUCUCCCUGAACUACCAUGUGCUCAACAAGAAGCAGAAAUGAUGGCUCGACUGCUUGGUGUCACCCCACUGGUUGGGCGUUUAGUAACACGUAGCGAGGUGGUAAGUCGCCUUCCGUCAGCACCAAUGGACGACGCUUGUUUUUGGCGCCGGAAAAAGAAUGGGUAAGCAGUUUAAAUAUUACUUUAAUUUAAGUCGUAUAGGAAUUAUUUAACCAAAAUUUGGGAGACCAUAACGGUGGUAUAAGCUCAAGAGCUUGAACUUGUGAAAACAAACGAUUUGCAACUUUUCCAUAUGUUAGUCCGUUCUUGAGAUAUUAUAUUUUUAUACAAUAUGAUCUAUUGAAAUAUUCUGCGAGUGUUUGCUUAUAUGGAACCUCAAUGGUGACAGAUCAAUUGCAAAGGUUACGCCAAAAUCAUAUCCUGUUCCCCAACUGUACAUUCACCCACAUGCACAGUUACCGUUUUUAAUUAAUAACUUUCUUCGAUAAUCUGGAAAAUACGUACGCAUUUAGAAAAAACCCGUCAAGCAGUGUAAUGUCAUAGUAAUAAUGAAAAAGUUAAUAUCUGCCUGUGAUCAUCAGACGAAAUUGCUCGAGGCUUUGCGCUCCCGCGCUGAAUUAUUCGGACGUUAUGCAUGUGGUCGUGAAUAUGGGCUACGAGUAACGUCACAUAUUUCUUUCAGGGUAACUGACCCAACUAAGAAAAUAAGUUGUCUUACGGUUGAACAUGUCUCCAGACUAAACGUUACUGCAGACAUGGUCGUCUUUAGCGCUUGCCACACUGCCCGUGGAAAGCUGAUCAGCAUCGAAGGAGUCCUUGGAUUGGCAAGAGUAUUUCUGAUGGCUGGUGCAAAGUCUGGUUACAGCUCUGUGGGCCAUUCCUGA